UUUUAAAUAAACAGGGUGCUCUGUAAAUGGGGUAUGCGACAGAACUUUCUUAUUUUUAAAUGGAACACCCUAUAUUUUAAUCCAUUCUAUCGUUCUAAAAAUCCUACAUACUUUUUGUUAGGAAUCAUCAUACCAAAACUCAACCGUUUUUAAAAUAUUUAAUAUUUUUUCAAAAAAUCGCAGCUUGCAUGUGUCAAAAAACAACAUAUUUCAUCCAUUGGAGAUCCUAUAAGCUAAAUCUUUUGCAGGUUGUUAGUGCAUAAUGUCUGUCAAUUUUAAUCCGAUACUCCAACGGAAUUUCUGCUGGUGCCUUCCUACAUUAGAACGCCAAUGGUUACCUGACGCCACACCUGUUUUUGCCAUAUGGAAUACCCCCUCGCUCCUCAUAGUUCUCAUUCGGAAAGUGUCAGUUUAAAAAUGACGGACUUUAUUUACAUUUACUUCAUGGUCCUAUGAAAAUCUGUUAACAUUCUACAGGGUGUUAGCAAUACUGUACACAAAACCAGACAUUUCAAACAACCAUUUGUAUAGUAGUAAGUACGCAAGAUUGUUUGAGAGAGGUAGGUUUCCUGAUAACUUUAUGACGUCAUCUGGGGUGCUUCAACAUAAUGCAAAUCUGCAUAAGGCCCCCAGAUGCGUCAUGAAGUUACCCAUUACCAGACAACCUAUGAACUUUAGGAACCUUGGUAGGUAACUCGGUACUGGUGAGCCUAUCAUAUUCAUAUAAUGCCUUUAAUCCUUUACUUUGUAGACCUUGUCUUUUGUUGAAAUUUUGUUGUAACUGAUAAAUUAAAAAAAAAAAAAACUUUUCUGGUGGGGUAAUUACCCCCUCUACCCCCCCCUUUAAACCGCCCUUGCCCCUCGCCACAACCUAUGUAGGGCCCCCCGAACAUAUUUUUUGGGUGCGCCAUUGUUUCUUCCAAUUUAUAUCUGAAAUACUUACAUAGUACAACUUUACCUAGGAAUAAAAUAUCAAUCUGACAACACUGGUAACAUAUUUAUUUAGUACAAACAAUAAAUGGAGAUUGAUUUGACAACGUUCAACUAAGUUGUCAUAGACGUAUAAACCAAUCAAAAUCGUUUCUGAAUAUUCAAAAUUUCAAUAAACAUUUGGCAAGAGCCUUCUAGAUACACUUUCUUAUGGAAAUUCUACAAACUACACAUUUUUUUCAAACCUCUACACUUUCUUAAUAGUAAAAAAUGGACUUAUUAUUUCAAUUUCUAUUAACUUAUAUAAGUAUACAAUAUAGAUAGAACAGAGUGCGUUCCAUUUGUGUAAUUUUUUCUAUUGAAGGUUGACUUGUUCGUGCAUUAAAUCAAAACACACCAGUACGCACUAAUUAAAUUAGCAUUUAAACCAUGAAGAAAACAAACAACACAAUGUCAAUAUUAACACUAUUUUUCCUAGCAAAACCAACAUAGUAUAGAUAAAACAAAACCAUAUUUUAUCAUUUUAUUUAUUCAGAUAAAUGAGGCAAUAAAUGAAUGAAUCACAAAAAAAAAAGGGGCCACUUACCUGAACUAUAAAUAAACAACUCGCAAGCCAACCUAUUGGUCCCCAUACACCUGAAAAUAAUGUCGUAGGUCUCUAGGGCUUUCAAAUGCACCCCAGAUGGUAAAGCUGGAUGCAUACAUUGGGCUAGUCUUUUGCUGAUUUUUAUUCUACGUGGUAUUACAGGGAAUUUUGUGUAGCUUAACAACACCUGGAAUAAUUUUCUAAUUACAAUUCAUUAAUUAAUAGUUGGACAAUUACCUUGUUUAAUUUUCCUAGGGCUGAAAUAAGGUCUGCCCAUUCCGAAGUGUAAUCGAAAUUUUUAAGGGCCUUAUCGACUGCGGCCACGUACAUCCGGUAUUUAGAGUCUUUCAUUAGUUCGUAUUCUUCCAUUGUAAUUGUAGUCAUUGUUUUAAACAAAUUGUUAAUUAAAAACUAUUAAUAGUAAUUUUUAUCACACGCACACAAUAACAUUUGACCUGGCCUGUAGUGUUUUAUUUGAACUUAAAUGUACCACAUUGCAACACACACUGAGACUGGGUUUUUCUUUUAAUUUGUAAUCACAUUUUUUAUUAUUAUUAAUUAAUUAAUAAUUAUUAUUUAAACAAUAUACAUUAUUAUACAUUUGAGUUGUCACCAAUUUGCAAUUUGUUGACAACACACUGACAGCUGCCAAAAAAAAUAAACAAACUCUAUUGGUUAAAUGUUUGUCAAGUAUUUUUAUCUUUUUCUAUUUGAUGCUUAUGAAAGGAGAUGAAAAAUGUUUACUCAAAAUGGAAACAGCUGAUUUGUGUGCCAUUUUUAAAAACCCUUUUAAUAUUGAAAAUAAAUUAGUUUUAAUACAAUAAAAUUGUUGUUUUUUGAAUAAACAAAAGGCCUAAAGACGUUUAAAAAGGGAACAUUUUUAUUUAUUUAAGAUCAAUUUCAACUUGGCAACACUGUAUUAUAAAGUCAAAUUUGAAUAAUGUAAACAUAACAACAUAACCCUACUUUAAAUUCCUUUUUAUGUUUUUAAAAAGUUUUUCGCGUUUUAGCAAAAAUAUGAGUGUCUUCGUACAAAAACUGAACCCCCUCACCGGUCACAACGACUGGGUGAUCCAAAACGAAGACUACGACUAUCACCAAGAAGUUGCCAGGUCGGCCUUUGCAGACAUGCUGCACGACACCGAAAGAAAUCGACUUUACGAAAAAGCCCUCAAAGUAGCUAUCGAUAAGAUUCACUCUUUAGGCAAAAAGGCCUUGGUUUUAGAUAUUGGCACUGGUACAGGGUUGUUGUCAAUGAUGGCAGUUAGGCAAGGGGCUGACAAAGUUACAGCUUGCGAAGCUUUCAAGCCUAUGGGUCAAUGUGCCUUGAAAAUAAUCGAGUUGAAUGGGUUUAAAGAUUGUAUUAGAGUUGUUUCGAAAAGGUCUACUGAAUUGACAGUGGGGCCCAAUGGGGAUUUGAGUGAGAAAUGUAAUAUUUUAGUUACAGAAGUUUUCGAUACUGAGUUAAUUGGUGAGGGGGCUUUGGCUACUUUUGACCAUGCCCAUAAGUAUUUGCUGGAGAAGGAGUGCGUUGUUGUACCAGAUAAUGCUACAAUAUAUGCACAGGUUGUCGAAUGUCCGCUGGCCCAAAACUGGAACAAACUAAAAGACAUAUACAACGACGACUCAGAAAUCCUUCUGAAAAUCCCACAAUCCAUCAAAAACUGCGCAGGGUCAGCUGCAGUGCACGACAUCCAACUGAGCCAGCUACCCUUAAACUCCUUCAAUACCAUAAUCCCACCCACCCCUGUCUUAAGAUUUGAUUGGUCAGGGAAAACACCCUUUAUCUAUGAAAGAUCUACAAUAAACACCCUCAAAUCCCAACUAGAUGGUACAGCCCAGAUGGUAUUUAUGUGGUGGGAAUUGCAAAUGGACAUUAAUGGAGAUCAUUUGCUUAGUUGUGCCCCUUUUUGGGCCCACCCAAACAAGCAAACAUUACCAUGGAGAGACCAUUGGAUGCAAGCUGUAUAUUAUUUGCCUCAAGAAGUAAAAGUAAAAAAAGAUCAAGAGCUACAUCUUAUAAGCUGUCAUGAUGAAUAUUCACUCUGGUUCAAUUUAACAACAGAUUUGAAGCUUACCAAGACUGAUUAUCUUAAUCCUGUUUGCAACUGUGGCUUACAUAUUGCCUUUUCCAGAACCAGAAUCGGCCAAUUAAAUGAUUCAAAAAGAAACAAAAAAUAUUUACGAAUUUUGGAAGACAACAUCACUCCACAGACUGUUGUUUUGUUUCUAAGCGAUGGAUUCCAUUAUGGGUUGGUUGCUUCUAAAUUAGGCGCUAAAAAGGUGUAUUUUUUGGACACCAAUCUACUCUCUAGAAGGGUAUUGAAGGAAUUUAUCAAUUAUAACAACAUUGAAAAUGCUAUUGUGCUUGAAAAGGCUGAAGACUUAAAAUCAGUUGACUUAAAAACUGUUUCAAUUGUGUUUGGGGAACCGUAUUUCACUAGCACAAUAUUACCAUGGGACAAUUUACUGUUUUUGUAUUUAAGAGACAGUAUUAAGGCUAUUUUGAAUGAAAAUGUACAAAUUUUUCCUAAAAAAUGCAUAGUAAAAGCAGUGGCAGUUAAAUUUGAUGAUUUGCACAAGAUUCGAGAACCUCUUGGCGAAUGUGAAGGGUUUAAAAUGAAAAACUUUGAUGAUUUAAUACAGGAAUCAAGCAAUAUAAGUGACGAUGAUGUUGAGGCGCAACCUCUUUGGGAAUAUCCAGCGGUUGCUUUGAGUAAUGAAGUAAUUAUAGCUGAAAUUGAUUUACUUACUGAACAUCGGUCAAUAUUGGAGGCACAAGGCAAUGUAAAAUUGGAAAAGAAUUUGCCUUGCAAUGGUUUGGCCUUAUGGGUUGAAUGGAGCUUGGAUGAUACCCCAAAAGGCACUGUAACAACAGGGCCUACAGAAUCUAUAGAAAUAGGUAAAAAAAUCCAAUGGGACAUGUAUACCAGGCAAGGAGUUUGCCUAUUUACCAGCAAAUUGGCUCAAACAUUGCAAUAUCAUUUUACUUUUGAUUUCAAAGAUGGGAAUAUUACUUUUAAGUGUACUUAAUAAAAAAUAAAUUGGUUUAUUAAUUAAAUUAAUUAUUACAAGGUCCUGUAGCUCUACAAUUCCUCUUUAAGUACUCUAUAAACAUUGGUAAAACCUUCUCCAAAAUCCUACAACAUUCUCCUUCGGUAUAAUCCAGCUUGUGCUGACACUCUCCUAUGCUAAGCAGUGGACUUUCAUUGAAAGCAUCUACAUCUUCUAUUAAUUCCAGCAUUCUACUUUCGUUCCACUGGGUAGAUUCAUUAGCUGCCUCCCACAGUUUUACUGUGCUAAGGAACAUUGGUUUUUUGAGGGUGAUGAGGUAUUUGCUUAAGAGUGGACGGCAAAUAGGGUCUUCAAGGCAAUUUUUGAUGCGGUCGUUGUAUCUUUCGAUUUGUUGGAGGGUGAAUUUUGGUUCUGCCAUUUAUUUUGCCUAUAAAAAGAUGAUGAUAGAUAAAUUAUUAAAAACAUAUUGAAUAAUGUUGAUGGGAAAAUGUUGGAACUUAUGGAGUGAAAAGAGGAAAAUUAGGAGCUCAUCAUACUAGAAUUUCAAACUUUCCCAGGGAAAAAUACCGACAUGGGAAAUCAAUAGAAAGGUUUGAUCUCUGUCGUCCUAGUAUUUACAUCGCUCCGUCGUUUUUCAUUUUUUUCUUGCUUUCAAACUCAAAAUUAAUUUGUGAAUUUUCGCAACAGUUGUGCUUGGUUUGUGAUCUACGCGUUCUGUGAAUUGUUCGUGUUUUUAACGGCAGCAAAUUGGUUAUUAUUAGUUACUUAUCCCAUUGUUCUCAGUCUGCAUUGCUUCAAAAGUACCAAGGUUACUUGGAUAAAAAAUUGAGGUACCUGUUUAAAUUGUUUGAAUACAUUAUUUGGAUAAAUUUAUUUAAAUUAAAAAAAAAAGGAACUGCAACGAGUGGUAUAGAUUACUGAAAGCAAAAAAAUCUAUAGUGCGUCUUAUCUAAUUUGAGCACUAUUGCCAUAUAUAGCCUGUCCCAUAUUACAUUCAGCUUGCGGCUCAAAUUAUUGAGAACAAUGUCGGCGUGCUCUAAAUGUCGUAUCAAUUUGACAGAUAAAGAGGUGGAUUACAAGAUAAUUUGUGACUUCUGUGGGGCCUGGAAUUGCAUGGCCUGUUCAAGGUUCUCCAUCUCAGAGGCUCAGGUGACCCGGUUAAAAUCCAGAGUAAUGCUUUAUGCAUGCAGUGGCUGUGUAAAUUCCGUGAAGUCGCUUGGUAAUGAUGUUGGCGGCGGCUUGAAAGUGCUAAUCAGAAAUAUCACCAGUGAGGUGUGUGACACCACACACUCUACACUAAACUUGCAACUAAUUAUGAUGAUUUAAAGUUGAAACUGGAUGGUGUUACUGACAGUGUUGGAGAAAUCAAAGCCACUCUUUCUUCACUGGAAAAGCCAAACACUUCUGCAGUCAAUAAUAUUUCGGAAAUAGACAAUACUAGCGUUAUCAUACCCAACUCAGCGGCAUCUGCUGUUUAUGAUAUGAAGCUAAGGGAACUGGAACAAAGUAACAAAGAUUUACAGACGAAGUUACUCAAACUUGAGAAUGAGUUCCAGCUGCUUACUGCAACCCUGAAUUCUAUGAAAACUGCAUCAAGCUGCUCAGGUUCUUCGCAAACCCCAUCUCAGUUUCCUCCUAAUCUGCAGGCGGUACCCAUCAGGAAUGAAUCAAGAAGCUUUCAGUCAUCUAAUAGCCUGCAACUAGCUGGACAGCAAAAGUCCCAGCGACCAAUCCGCAGCAUAGAGCGCCAAUCAGUGCCUAAUCCUGUGAGAGUAUCAGACUGCUCAAGUAAUAAUCCUGUAUUAAUCGGCACAGGUGCUGAUAGAGGUCUUUUUUCUGCAGGUGAGAGACGCCAGUGGCUAUAUCUGGGUCGAUGUGAUCCGAGUACCACUGAGGAACAGAUCUCUAACUAUUUGAAGAAUCAGCUCUUAAAAUUGGGGUUAAAGAAUCACUUUUGAAGGGCCUGCUGGAUCCUAACCUCUGGCCAGUAGGCAUUGCUGUCAAGGAGUUUCAUCCUCGUCGUAUGGGGGCAAAACCGUCCAAUGCAAAUUUUCAGAGAGGAGACAGAGAGGACCAGUCUCGUUAGAUUGUGCUACCUUUCUCUACCAAAAUGUAAGAGGCUUAAAAACCAAACUCAAAGAUGCUUUCUGUGCGGCUCGCGCCGAGUCUUUCUCAGUUAUUGCACUUACGGAAACCUGGCUAGACUGUAGUAUCUGUGAUGCCGAAUUUCUUGACUCGCGUUACACGGUUUAUCGCUCUGAUAGAAGCAGUCUCAACAGUACUAAAAGCCGUGGAGUUGGGGUCCUUCUGGCAGUAAAUAAUUGCCUAAAAUCUCAUCGCCUGUCAAUUGGUGAAGCAUCGGUGGAGGAAACGUGGGUGUCUGUGACGCUGGGUGACAUGGUCUUCUGUAUUGGCUGUGUCUACAUUCCACCUACCAUGGAUGUGUUCCAUUAUGAAAACCAUUUGAAAUCAGUUGCUAGUGCCUGUGAAAUGUUUGAUAAUGUGCUUGUUCUUGGUGAUUAUAAUCUUUCCCAAAUAACGUGGUCCACUAGUGAGGAUCUCGAGGAGGAUCUCUUGGGUUUAUUACCUGGAAAUGUAAGGACAACUAAGGAAAUAUUGUUAUGCGAUAGUACUGCUUCUCUCAAUCUGUCUCAAUACAAUGGGGUGGCUAACGAUCAUGGUUCAAUACUGGAUCUAUCCUUUGCCAACUUUGGGCCUAUUUCACUUGUAACAUCUGACGGUCUGGUGGGCUGUGAUCGUUAUCACCCAGCUCUAGAGUUUUCAAUACAAAUUUCUGAAGCCUCUUAAUUAUUUUUCUUAUGACUUUAAAAAUGCCAAUUUUGAUUUAGUUAAUGAAUAUUUUCUUUCCUUUGAUUGGCGAUCCAUUAUGAUGGAGGAUCUAAACGAAACUGUUAAGAGCUUUUACUCGGUACUGUUCGACUGCUUUAAUAUGUUUGUUCCUAUAAAGGCACAUUCUUACAGCGACAAGUUUCCUAUUUGGUUCUCUAAAGAAUUGAAAAUUCUGAUUUUUCAAAAGAAAAUUGCUCACAAACGUUUCAAGCGGUCGAAUAGUGGUUUGGAUUACUUUGCAUUUAGUACACUUCGGAGAGAUUGUAAAAACCUCACCAAAGAGUGUUACAAAUUAUACAUAAGUGAUACUGAAAGAGCCAUAGGCACCAAUAUGAAAAUUUUUUGGAACUUUAUUCACUCCCAAUCUAAUCAGGGUACUAUUCUUAAGAAAAUGUUUCUUGCCUCAGAAAAGGCGUCCAACGGUAAUGACAUAGCUAAUCUUUUUGCUGUCUAUUUCUCCUCCGUUUAUAACCCUCAGAGAAAUUUCGACGCUGGAACCUUUGCUGAUCGAUUUGAAAAUGUUUCAAGCAUUGUCAUAGAUCCAACCGAUAUUGAGAGGGCUUUAACGCAAUUGGACAUCAACAAGUCUGCAGGACCUGAUGGUAUUCCCAACAGAGUACUAAAAUCUUGUUCUAACACUUUGUAUCUUCCUCUAUUUAAUAUUUUCAACAAAUCAUUAUCUUCUGGAUUUUUUCCAGAAAUGUGGAAGCUCUCCUACGUUUGUCCUAUUUACAAGUCAGACAGCAAAAAUGAUGUAACAAAAUUAUUUGAGUAGUGCGUGGAAGAAAUUCUCUCAAAAAUAUUUCAUCAGAUUGUGAUCAGUCAACAGCACGGUUUUACAGCCGGUAGAUCCAUUGAGACGAACCUGUUUCUCUUUACAACAUUUAUAAAUUCAUCAUUUGCUAAUAAUGCAGAAACUCAUGCAAUAUAUACUGACUUCAGUAAAGCCUUUGAUAAGGUAAAUCACAACAUCCUUCUCUCAAAGCUUUCAAGUUUCGGCGUUUCUGGGUCCUUAUUCUUGAAACAGGGGAGCAGCAUUCCCAGGAGAACAAGUGUUUC
Molecule: messenger RNA, 8440 nt
Organism: Ceutorhynchus assimilis (cabbage seed weevil)
Lineage: Eukaryota; Metazoa; Arthropoda; Insecta; Coleoptera; Curculionidae
Source: the annotation of a GenBank genome assembly